ACGUGGAUGGGGAGGUGACGUUGUUCUAGGGGCAUGUGACGUGUGUGCAAAGCGCUGCGGGAGGGGUCGACAUGGGCACUGCCCUGGAUGUCAAAAUUAAGCGGGCUAACAAGGUGUAUCAUGGCGGGAGCUCGCCGCUAAGCUAGUGUGCCCAGGAUUGUGGUCUUGUGGCUGAGGAUAGUGAGGUGAUAUUCUUGUUUUCACAAACAGGAAUUUCUCAGUGGAGUGGUGGUCAUAACAAGUAAAGAUUCAGUCCAGCACCAGGGAAUCUCUUUAACAAUGGAAGGAUCUGUAAAUCUACAACUCAGUGCCAAAAGUGUUGGUGUGUUUGAAGCCUUCUACAAUUCUGUUAAGCCCAUCCAACUUAUUAACAGUACUGUAGAAAUGGUAAAACCUGGAAAACUGCCCAGUGGUAAAACAGAAAUUCCUUUUGAGUUUCCACUGCAGGUAAAGGGAAACAAAGUUCUUUAUGAAACAUACCAUGGAGUUUUUGUCAAUAUCCAGUAUACUCUUCGGUGUGACAUGCGGCGCUCUCUCCUGGCUAAGGACUUGACAAAGACAUGUGAAUUUAUUGUCCACUCCCUACCCCAGAAAGGUAAACCAACUCCAAGCCCGGUGGAUUUCACUAUUACACCUGAAACUCUACAGAACGUUAAAGAGAGGGCCUCUCUCCCCAAAUUUCUCAUUAGAGGCCAUCUCAACUCAACAAACUGCAUCAUAACCCAGCCACUGACAGGAGAACUGGUGGUGGUGAGCUCAGAAGCUCCCGUUAAGAGUAUUGAACUCCAAUUAGUGCGAGUGGAAACCUGUGGCUGUGCUGAAGGUUAUGCUAGGGAUGCCACUGAGAUUCAGAAUAUUCAGAUAGCUGAUGGAGAUGCUUGCAGAAAUCUUCCUAUUCCAAUCUACAUGGUGUUCCCACGGCUUUUUACCUGCCCUACACUAGAAACUACAAACUUCAAAGUUGGUUUGUGGGGACAAGAAGACUGUGACACCAUCACUAUCCAGGACUCAGAGCAGGGGAAUAAAUUCAGCCUUGCAUGUAGUGUAGUUAUGACAUAAACUGAAGUUUUUCUUAACUGGUAUUCAGAGCCUGUGGAAUGGGUUGGAUCUUUGUUUUUGUAGUCAGAUGUUAAUUGGGUAGCCACUUUUAAUUCUUUCAUACUAUAUUACAAGCCAUGAAGUGUCUGUUGCAAUGCUUAGUUGUUAAAUUGGAAUGCAGCUUAAAAGUAUUUUGAUUUAAAAAAUCCUCCCAUGUAAUGGGGCAGGAUAUUUAAAUUUUUCAAAGCUUAUUCAGUUUCAAGUAUUUCUUAGUUAAAAGUGGUAAGCUCCACCUCGGGGGGUGGGGUGGGGUAUCUCCUGUUUGAGACAGAAAGGGGAAUAUCUCUUAAAUGAAAGAUGCUGUGCCUACCAAAUGCUGUUUUUUCUUUAGAUUUGUUUUUCCUCAUGUAGAUCUAAUCAAUAAUUAUAUACAUUUUUAGUAGAUUAUUCAGCCAAGAUUUCUUUAAUUGGGUGAUACUUAGAAUGAAGAUACUCUUAAUACUGCAGAAGCAUAGGACAGAACAUUUGUAUGUUGCUGUGAUUUGAACUAAUGCCAAUACUUUU
Sphaerodactylus townsendi is the source of this 1602-nucleotide messenger RNA. It is a transcript of the gene VPS26C, whose product is annotated as VPS26 endosomal protein sorting factor C. The transcript has 9 exons. Gene Ontology annotation, cellular component: endosome. Gene Ontology annotation, biological process: intracellular protein transport. The coding region runs from base 280 to 1059 and encodes 259 amino acids. Lineage: Eukaryota; Metazoa; Chordata; Lepidosauria; Squamata; Sphaerodactylidae. The record is from RefSeq and is a predicted model, not a curated record.